AUGCUACAGGUUAUUGACGAUGCCUAUGAAGAUUCUAUACCGGAGAAUUUUAACACUCCUUUAACACAAUCCAUCUCCAGUAGACUUUUUGGAGGUGCAGAAUCUGAACCACUGAUCGUAACAGGCGCACGUGAUUCCUAUAAUGGAUCUGGGCGCGGUAACGCUCAGACAUUAGAACCUCCUCAAAUGGAUAGUAGUAGUAAUAGGUUUGAUGAGAGAAGAUGGGAUCAUAUUGAAGACUUAGACCAAUUUUUCUCUAGAAUUUAUGAAUAUCACCAAGGAGGUGGUUUUAUGUGCAUAACAUCCCGCAAAGUUUUGGGUAUUCUACAAUUUAUCUUUGUCGUGUUUUUUUCAACAUUUUUCUUGCAAUGUAUAGACUAUGAUGUGAUGUUUGCCAACGUCAAUAUAACAACAACCGGACAGCCCAUAUCUGGAAAAAGACAUUUCAGCGAUGUUGUCGUUGAGAAUUGUGCAAGUCACCUUCACCCACUAGUUAUCUUAUGCUUGCUGCUCGCUACCAUUUUUUGUAUACUUCGAGUAGUUAAGGCCAUCUACUAUAUUCUCCAAAUGAAUGAAAUAAGGAUGUUUUAUGAAAGCGCCCUUGGUAUAUCUGAUCACCAGUUAUUAAAUCUAACUUGGCAUUCUGUUUUGAAACAAAUAUGCGCCGUCCAACCACGUCUUCACCUAACCAUUAACAAGGAUGUGCUUGAUCCCGUUGAUGUAUAUAAUAGAAUCCUUCGAUUCAAAAACUAUUUUGUCUCUUUUGUGAAUCAGAGAAUUUUCCCCCCAGUCUUCGAUAUACCAUAUGUAGGCAAAACUGCGUAUCUACCGAACGGGUUAAAAUACAAUAUAAAGCGUUGUUUGUUCUUGAGCUCAACUUCUCCAUGGGAUGGACCUUGUCUUAAAGAUGAUUAUAAAGAUUCCACUUUCCUUGAUAGACUAACUACGCAAAUGGAAAAACAUGUGAUGUGGUAUGGUACUAUAAACCUCGUGCUAUUUCCAUUCAUUUUUGUUUAUCAAAUAUUGUAUUCCUUCUGUGUCGUUUCUGAAAUGAUAAAGAAGAAUCCCGACUCUCUCGGAAGUAGACGUUAUUCUAAUUUUGGAAGAUAUCGCCUGAGACAUUUCAACGAGUUGAAUCAUGAGCUUGAUGCUCGAUUGAAUAGAUCCCACAACUUCGCUAACGCUUACGUAAAUCAAUUCUUCUCUCCACUUAUGAAGGUCAUUGCUACUCAUGUGAGAUUCAUGGUUGGAGCUAUUGCUUUUGUUUUGGGAGGAUUGACCAUGUGGGAUGAAGAUGUUAUUCAGAUAGAACAUGUUCUUACUGUGAUUGCUGUUUGCGGAGGAAUCUUCAUCUUCUGUAACAGUCUUAUACCCGAUGAGAAUCUUGUCUGGCAACCAGAAAGUUUGUUGAGCCGAGUUGCUGCAGAGAUUCAUUAUGUACCUGUGGAAUGGAAGAAUAACGCACAUACUGAUCAAGUUCGCCAUGAGUUCAUGGAGCUUUUCCAAUUGAAGUGGAUGUAUUUAGUUCACGAGCUGUUGAGUCCCAUCCUCACUCCCUUCAUUCUCAUGUUCUGGCUCAAACCACGCUGUAGGGAAAUUAUUCAGUUCUUCCAUGAAAACACAGUAUCUGUACAAGGUUUGGGAGAUGUCUGUUCCUUCGCUCUUCUUGACGUGUCGCGUCACGGCGAUCCUACUUGGAGUGGUGUUCACCAAUCUCAGAGACACGAUGUUCAUGCUUACAAUGGCAAAACCGAAAUGUCAGUCUUGCAUUUCAUGUCUACAAAUCCUGAAUGGGUACCUCCCCCCUCAACUGAACAGUUCAUCAGGACAUUCAAAGACAGGCUUACCAAAGAGAUAACCGAGAUGAACGAAAGCAGGUCGAACAUUCUCCGAGACUCUGUCAGCUCUCUCUUACCUGGCAUACAAAAUAUGUCAACUUUAUUAGGAAACGGUCUAACACGAGUGGAUGGACCAGUCAAUCAAUUAUGGGAUUCACUCAAUAAGAAUGGAGGCUCUCUUCUUGACAGCAUGAGAAGACCAGAAGUGGAAAGUUCUGUUGGAGGAGACUUACGAGUUCAAACAAUGUUCUUACGGGGAAUGCAUGAAGAAACCAGACAAGUAAUGGCUCCUUCUGUUUAUGGAGCUAGUGUAUAUAGUGUAAAUAAUCCGAGCAGGAGCUUGUUCGAAGUUCCUCAGCUUAGGGAAGAGAAUGAAGAGUCUACGGAUACUGAAAUAAAAAGUCGCCUUCGUGUUGCUCCAACCGUUACAUAUGAUGAACGGGAGGAAGAUGAGGCUGAAGAUCAUACUGAUGAUCAACCACCAAACUCAUUUAUGGGUGUUUGA
This is a messenger RNA of Auanema sp. JU1783, 2343 nucleotides long. NCBI's taxonomy places the organism in Eukaryota, Metazoa, Nematoda, Chromadorea, Rhabditida, Rhabditidae. The record is from the annotation of a GenBank genome assembly.